Populus trichocarpa (black cottonwood) is the source of this 1666-nucleotide messenger RNA. RefSeq names its product serine/threonine-protein kinase STY17. Gene Ontology annotation, biological process: protein phosphorylation. The transcript has 5 exons. Gene Ontology annotation, molecular function: protein kinase activity; ATP binding. Bases 1 to 1563 code for a protein of 520 amino acids. The record is from RefSeq and is a predicted model, not a curated record. NCBI's taxonomy places the organism in Eukaryota, Viridiplantae, Streptophyta, Magnoliopsida, Malpighiales, Salicaceae.
AUGAUUGUUGCAGGUAGUAGCCAGAAGAAGAAGGCCAGCACUCUAUUUAGUCCUAGGCAAUCUCCGGUCGAGAAUUUUCCGGGAAAGAAUGAGAUUUCUACCAUCAAAACCACUAAUUCAGGAGGAUGUUGUCGGAGGCUUAACGACUGCAUGGGUAAGGGAUCUAUUGUCUCGACGAAGGAGAGCCAGCAGCAGCAGCAGUCUAGAUCCGAGCUGAGGCAGCAGGUAUUUGGACCACAGCUAUUGUUAGGUGCAUGGUAUAGUCAAUGUCGACCAGUCCCAGCUGCUAAUCAUAUAUGGCCAAUUGAAAAAGCUGAUUGGACCAAGCUGGUUAGCCUUGCUAAAGUCCCCUCCCCAAGGCCUACAAGGCCUAACCUCCUUUAUGUGGCUCUGAGAAGUCUUGUUUCGAUUUUGAAGGUGGCAGACCUUGAAAGGGAAGUCCUUAAGCAGAAGGAGCUCCGUAUCAUGUACAGGAAGAGGAUGGAAACUACACAAGAUUAUCUAAAAUAUUGUCUUCAAGUAGCACAAGAAAACGGCUUCUUGGACCUCAUAAUUCAAAACAAAGAUGAUCAACAAGGAAUAAAAGAUGCUCUUCCCACCAAUAUUGUCAGCCCCAGAAUUACCAGUCCUCAUCAGCUGCCCACUCAAGUGCCCCAACUUCCAAAUCUUGCUUUCACUAUCGAUCAAGCCAAGAUGAAUGGAUGGUAUAUUGAAUCUCACGAGAUCGAAUUUCAAGAGAAAAUUGGCCAAGGAAGUACUGCAGAUAUUUAUAGAGCAAUUUGGCGAGGAUUUGAUGUUGCAGUGAAGUGCAUGUUUCCUGACUUUUUCCUUUCAAAUGAAAAUGGUGUCAACUUUUUUGCUCAAGAACUUGACACUUUAUCUAGACAGCGGCAUUGUUAUGUGCUGCAACUAUUGGGGGCAUGCAUUGAUCCCCCUAGUAAUGCAUGGGUAGUGACAGAAAUCUUAGGCAUGACACUAAAGGAGUGGCUACAUGGACCAGGUAGCAGGCGAAACGAGCGAUCGGUUCCAAUUCCUCCAUUUCAAAACAGGGUUACUGUGGCAUUGGAGAUUGCUCAAGCAAUGCAAUAUCUCCAUGAACAGAAGCCCAAGGUCAUUCACCGUGACCUAAAGCCUAGCAAUAUAUUCUUAGACGAUUCCAAUCACGUCAGGGUGGCAGAUUUUGGUCAUGCUAGGUUCUUGGAUGACGCAGAAAUGGCACUCACCGGUGAAACAGGAACAUAUGUCUAUAUGGCGCCAGAGGUGAUUCGCUGCGAACCUUAUAACGAAAAAAGCGACGUUUAUAGCUUUGCUGUUAUACUUAAUGAGCUUAUGACUGGGGAUUAUCCAUACAUAGAAACAGAUUUCGGUCCCAGCAAGAUUGCAAUGGAAGUUGCCGAAGGAAAGCUGAGGCCUAUGCUUCCUCACGAGGACAAUGAUCAACUUGGCGAGCUCAUCGAUCUCAUUUCUCAAUCAUGGGAUCAAGAUGCUUCUGUUAGACCAUCCUUUGCCACAAUCACUUCUAGUCUCAGAAAAAUCCAACAGAGAAUCAUAGAGGAUGCUUAAAAAUGUCAGAUUUUAUCACUUCUUAAUGUAAUUGUACUUUAAGAGGUCUAAUAAUUAAAUACUUGUAUGAUUGGUAAUAUUUAUAAUUAUGAUUAUAAUUCCA